AGGAAGUCGAGGGCCUCCAGUUUUGCACAGGAAGCAAUCUUGGAGCAGACCUUAAAUGCCAGAUUCCAGGCAGAGUUUAACUAACCACUGACAGCUCUGUAAACAAAGCAGGGACAAAAAGAGAACAGCUUUCCCUUUUCUGGUAGUCAUUUAAAGUCUGAGGGCCUGCAGGAGAAAUUCUCCUAUAUUUGUCUCGAUAGGAUAUAAACCAAAGGCCGAAAGACCUUGCAUAUGAAGGAAGCUAUAAGGGGAGGAAAUAUUUCAUGGAGUAAAACCUCAAGGAGAAGAAGGAAUUCAGUCUGAUUUGGGGCUUUCACCAAGUCUGAAUAUACACCAUGGAUGACUUUGAACGUCGCAGAGAACUCAGGAGGCAGAAACGAGAGGAGAUGCGCCAAGAAACCGAGAGAUUAGCCUACCAAAGAAAUGAUGACGAUGAUGAAGAAGCUGCCAGAGAACGUCGUAGGCGGGCCCGGCAGGAACGGCUAAGGCUCAAGGAAGAUGAUGACUUAACAGGGCAAGGGACAGAGAAGACUGAAGUCAAUGUACAGAACAACAUUGGAGACGAAGAGACCAAAAGUACUACAACUGUUACAAAUACUCAAGGUGAUGGGGAUGAUGAUGCCCUGUUCUUGGAGAGGAUGGCAAGGAGAGAAGAAAGGCGUCAGAAACGUCUCCAGGAAGCCCUGGAGCGCCAAAAGGAAUUUGACCCAACAAUUACCGACGAGAGUCUGUCCCUGGCCAACAACAGAAAAGUGAUGAACAACUUUGAAGAAAAUGAAACUCCAGACAAAGAGGAAAAGGUGGAAACCCAGAGGCGACGCUAUGAGGUGGAAGAAACUGAAACCAUCACCAAAUCAUACCAGAGGAAUAACUUGAGGCAAGAGGAGGAAGAUGAGAAGAGAGAUGAGGAAGAUAAGGAGGAGACAGAAGAGGACAAGCCCAAGGAAAGAGCCGUUGAGGAUAAUCAGGUAGAAGUAACAUUAGAAAAGAAAACAGACACUGAGGAGGAAGCGGUAGUGUUGGAAAUAAAACAUCCAGAGGUAAACGCAGAAGAGGAAAAAGUAGAGAAUGACAUAAAUGUCCUAUUGGGAAGUGGGGAGGCCGUAACUGUUACAGUCGCUCUGGGUGAGACAGAUGCAGAAGUGGAGGAUGAAACAGAAAGGAAAGAAAGAGAGGAGAAAGAGAGAGCAGAGAGAGAGGAAAUGGAGCGAGCCAAAGCUGAGGAGCAAAGGAAAGCAGAGGAGGAGAAGGAGAGGCUUGAAGCAGAAAAGAGGGCAGCUGAGGAAAAAGAGAGACUAGAAGCAGAAGAAAGGGAAAGGAAAGAACAGGAGAGGAUUAAAGCCGAGGAGGAAAGGAAAGCUGCCGAGGAAAAAAAGAGAAUUGAAGAGGAGGAGAAAAGAGCUGCCCAGGAGAAAGAGAGGCAGGAAGCUGAGGAGAGGGAAAGGAUUAAGGCAGCUGAAGCAAAGAAAGCAGCUGAAGAAAGAGAAAGGGCGAAGGAAAAGGAGAAAAGGGAGGCUGAGGAACAGGAGAAAGCUAAGGCAGAGGCUAAGAGGGCAGCUGAAGAAAAGGCUAAGUUAGAAGAAGAAAGGUUAAAAGCUAAGCAAAAGGCCGAGGACAAAAAGGUAGCUGAAGUGAAAGGGAAGAAGGGAGAAGAGAAGAAAAUAGAAGACAAGCAGGUAAAAGAGAAGAAAGUGCAAGAAGAAAUCCCCUCAGCAGCUUCCCUAAGAAAGAAGGGGGAAGAGAAAGAGGUUAAAGUGGAAGCUAAAAAAGACAAGUUACAAGACGAGAAACUUCGGCCGCCGUUCCGAAAAGAAGAGCAGAUAAAAGACAGUAAAUUCAACAGAGACAAAGCUCCCAAGGAGGACACUAAACCUGCCUGGGAUCGUAAGAAGGGAAUUCCUGAUUCGAAGCCACAGAACGGGGAACGUUUCCCAGAACUUCCUGCUCAGAAACUUAAGCAUACAGAGAAUGCUUUUAGCCGCCCAGGCUUAAAAAACACUGAAGAAGGCAAACCCGUGUCCCAUCCGGAAGCUGGCAAGCGGGUGGAUGAGCUUCGCCGUCGUCGAGGAGAAAACGAGAAUGAAGAGUUUGAGAAGAUGAAGCAGAAACAGCAGGAAGCAGCCGUGGAGUUGGAGGAGCUCAAGAAGAAGCGUGAAGAGCGCCGGAAGGUUCUGGAAGAAGAAGAGCAGAAACGGAAGAAAGACGAAGCAGAGAGAAAAUCCCGGGAGGAGGAAGAGAAGAGGCGGCUGAAGGAAGAAAUAGAAAGGAGAAGGGCGGAAGCUGCGGAGAAGCGCCAGAAGAUGCCAGAGGAAGCCCAGACCGAUGAAAAAAAGCCAUUUAAAUGUUUCACCCCUAAGGGAUCUUCUCUCAAGAUAGAAGAACGUGCCGAAUUCUUGAACAAAUCUGCCCAGAAAAGUGGUUUGAAGCCCACUCUUACAUCUCCUGUUGUCUCCAAAAUUGAUAGCAGGCUGGAACAAUACACCAGUGCAAUUGAGGGAAACAAAGCUACAAAGGCUGUCAAACCUGGUGCUUCUGACCUCCCAGUUACUGCAGAAGGAGUCCGUAACAUCAAGAGCAUGUGGGAAAAAGGCAACGUGUUCUCAUCGCCCUCUGGCACAGGAACACCCAAUAAGGAAACAGCUGGACUAAAGGUUGGCGUCUCUAGUCGCAUCAACGAGUGGUUAACCAAGACACCAGAGAACAACAAAUCUGCUCCCAAACCAUCAGACUUAAGACCUGGAGAUGUGUCCAGCAAACGCAACCUCUGGGAGAAACAAUCGAUUGAAAAGGUCUCUUCUCCCACAAAGGAAACAGCAACAGGGAAAAAGUCAGAGACGAAUGCAGGUUUGAGACAAUUUGAAAAGGAUCACUAAGGAAGCCACUAGCGAUGCUGGACCAACUCGGUUUUUAUAAAAAAAAUAUGGAAGUGCUAAAUUUGUCCCUUUCUUUUUAUAUAUAUUUAUGUUUGUUUACCAAAAGGCCUCUUUUUUGUUGGGUUUUUGUUUUGCAUUAUCCCAUUUUUUUAAAGAAACAAACCAUGUAUAUUAGCACUGUAUUUAAUAAUCAGUCUUACAAACAUUCAUCCUCAUAGUAGUGCCUUUGAACCAGAGCCUUAUGUUUAAAAGAAACCCAUGCUGUGAAAUAAGAGACACUUCUACUGAUUAGUUCUGACAAGCCAUGUGUCCAAGAAAGGUUCAAGCCACGGAAGAGGAGCGGGUUGUCCCAUCUGCUUACUGAAGUGAGCACAGAACAAGAUGGAAGAUCACAGUCUGGCCUUUUCCAGAUCUGAUACAUUGUGUGGGAGAGGUGUAAAUAACCUAUUUGCCACUGUCUGGCUUCUGAACAUAGAAAUGUGUGACUCAGUUUCCCUGUUGGGCUCUCCUGGUGAAGCUCAUCAGUGCACACGGGGAAAUGUAAUAUCUCCGGUGGUAUGACGUUUUCAUAAAAAAGCAGAAUUACCUUCCUUGUGACCCACCAAUGUACGGAGAAGGUACACCACAUAAAGAUGACCAAUCCACAGUCUCUUUCAAUUGAUGUGGGAGGGAAGGAUUGACAUAACUGGGCACCACAUCCAACCAGGUCAUAGUGUGCAUGAUACCAUCUUCCUACAUGAGGUCACAUGCAUAGCCAGGAGUGAUCAGAAAGUAGAUGUGCUCAUCCAACAAAAACGAAUGCCACCUGGGGGAACAUAACAAAGCCACGAUUCAGAGGAUCCCAUAGAUGUGCCAUUGGCUUCUAUGGGAAAUACCCCAUAGAAACGGGCCCUGUUCUUUCUUUCUGCACUUUAAACCGAGGCAUGGAAGAAACUCCUUUUGGUUCAUCAUGCCCCUCUUCCCAGGCCCCUAUCCUUUGCCCAUACUAAAAAUAUGCAUCAAGAUGAAACAUACGUAGCUUUUAAAAAAUCCUUUUCUUUCCUGUGUAGUUUUAAGUUAAUAACAUGAAUUCGGACGUUGCGCUUGACAGUGGUACUGAUAAUUUCUCUCUCUUUGCCUCCCUCUCUUUUUUUGGUUAGUUGUAAUGAUAGGUUGUAUACAUAUGGCUUUACAAAAUUUUAGCUGUAAGGCACUACUAAUAAUAGAAGGCUUUUAAUACCUGCUAGAGUAUUAUAUUUAGUUAUAAACAUACAUAACUAGCCAAUAUCACAACUUUUUUUAAAAAAAAUACACACUUUUUAUAUUAAGAUUUCAUAAUUGCCAUUAGACAUAUUGGCAAGAGGAAUAUUAGAUUUUUUAAAAAAGUCAGAUGCCUGUUAAUGGGAUAAUUAAAAUUAUAGUUUUAAUGAGGGAGGGGGAAAGGGUAUUAAGCGUCAAACAUAGGUCACGCGUAUAAAACAGUGUAGUUAAUUUAUAUAAAACUACCAUAAUUAAACACAUACACACAUUCACACACUCUGUUGGUAACACUUCUUUCUACUUUACUGCACAAUUACGUUUACCCUUUAUCCGGUCUGUAUACAUUGCACACUUUUUUUAAAAAAUGAUUAAUAAAUGUGCACAAUCCAUCCAUUGUGGGUCUACAUGUUUAAGUUGGGGAUCACAACCUCUUUCCAUGCUCCUGUCCAGUCCCCAUAUACAAUGGAGGCCAAUAGAAUCUCCCUGUCCCUCAAAUCUCCCCACAUAUCCUAUAUACUCAUGUAUAAGUCUAGAAAUUUCAGUCAUAGUCAACCCAAAAAGCCUAGGUCGGCUUGUCCAAGGAUCAACUCUUAGCAAAAAAAGAAGCUUCUCCUUCUCUUAAGUGGAGCACCAAAAGUUGAGAGCUUAGUCUGUCUUGGAAGAACCCAAAAUAAGCAUCAACUCUCUACUCUCUUUACAAUGGUGCUUCUUCCAAUAUUUUUGAAUGUUUGGGUGGAGAAACGGUAGUAGUAGCUCAUGAAGCAGCAUUAGUGGUUUUCUCUCUUCAUGGGACGACCCUCAACUUAUCCAUUGGUUGUAUCAAAAUCCAUCAUUUUGGCCCUCAAAACAUGAGGCUGACUUGUACAUGAGUAUAUAGAUUAAGUCAUUGUGCUACAGAAUGCAUGUGGGAUCUGGGCCAUGGUGACCUGUGGAGGAGCAAGAAAGAGGAGCUCAGUGUUGAUUUUGUCCCAUAAGCACAGCUGUACUGAUGUGUUAGGGAGGAGAUGUAUGGAUUAUGCUCCACUUUUCCGCCCAAAAAGCGUUCUUUUUCCAGCCAUUAAAAAAAUUGUAUAUAGUAUUCACAUUUUUUUACAAGUUUGAACCAUAUUACACAACGUUCAGCAUUUACACCAUACAUUACAUGGGUGGAACAAACCAGGCAACGCAGUUUAGCUUUAGACUUUGUAGCCCACCUUCAAAUGCAGUUAUAGCAUGAGAACUGUUAUCCUGUUGUUGUUUACUGCUUUAUACAUUUUUGUUGCAUCUUUUCUGUCCUUUAUAAAAAAGUAAAUAAAUAAAGAGGCAGGAUGGUGCAGCGCUAUCCAAAGGCAAGCUCAUCUUUUUCACCAAACCAUCUUGUUUACAUAUAGAAUUUCACUUGGGCUUUUGGAAUGGAGUGAAAUAAUGCAGUGAGUGACUUUGGAUCUGUCUGUCUUUAUUGUUUGAUGGUUGUUCUUUUUUUUCCUUUUUAAAGUACACUUUUGGGUUCUUUUCAUCUGAAUGUCUGCAAUAAACCAGUAUCUGCAAUUCACAAUAAAUGAAGUAUGUCUACCAGAUAA
Messenger RNA from Anolis sagrei ordinatus, 5671 nucleotides. RefSeq names its product caldesmon 1 (gene CALD1). Gene Ontology annotation, biological process: actin filament bundle assembly; angiogenesis; muscle contraction. Gene Ontology annotation, cellular component: actin cytoskeleton. Gene Ontology annotation, molecular function: actin binding; calmodulin binding; myosin binding. The record is from RefSeq and is a predicted model, not a curated record. NCBI's taxonomy places the organism in Eukaryota, Metazoa, Chordata, Lepidosauria, Squamata, Anolidae.